Molecule: messenger RNA, 2213 nt
Organism: Osmia lignaria (orchard mason bee)
Lineage: Eukaryota; Metazoa; Arthropoda; Insecta; Hymenoptera; Megachilidae
Product: dnaJ homolog subfamily C member 21
Cellular component (GO): cytoplasm
Molecular function (GO): nucleic acid binding; zinc ion binding
Source: RefSeq, a predicted model, not a curated record
CAGCUUGUGUAUGUGAAGCGGCUUCGACUAAUGAUCUCUCUUGAUGUAUUAGGUUAAGAUUAUUACUAGUGGAAUAAUCUCAUGGAUAAUAUGCUGGCAUUGUUAAUUCAACGUUAAAGAAAAAUUUAACACGAAAGUUAAUCUUCGAUUCUUAAUAUUGUGAAUAAGUAACAUAAACCAUUAAUACAAUGAAAUGUCACUACGAAGUAUUAGGAGUAUCAAGAAAUGCUUCUGAUGAUGAUUUAAAAAAAGCUUAUAGAAAACUAGCAUUGAAAUGGCAUCCAGAUAAAAAUUUAGAUAUUCCAGAAGAAGCAAAAGAACAGUUUCAGCUUGUUCAACAAGCUUGGGAAGUGUUGAGUGAUCCUCAUGAACGUGCUUGGUAUGAUAAUCAUCGUGAGGCUAUUUUAAAAGGUGGUAUCGGUGAAAAUUAUAAGGAUGAUUCCAUUGAUCUAUUCCAAUAUUUUACCACCACAUGUUUCAAAGGAUAUGGAGAUGAUGAUAAGGGAUUUUACACUGUUUAUCGUAAUGUAUUUGAAAAGUUAGUAACUGAAGAUGCAGAAUUCAUGAAAGAAGGAGAUUCAGACGAAGAAGUUCCAGGAUUUGGAGACUCACAAAGUUCAUAUGAAGAGAUUGUUCAUAAUUUUUAUGCUUAUUGGCAAAGUUAUAGUACGAAAAAAUCAUUUACUUGGUUAGAUCCUUAUGAUGUGAGGGAUGCUCCUAACAGACGAGUUGCACGUCUUAUUGAAAAAGAAAAUAAGAAAGUUCGCGAAAAAGCUAAAAGAGAACGGAAUGAACAAGUAAGAAACUUGGUUGCUUUUGUACGUAAACGCGAUAAACGGGUACAAGCUCAUGUAGCUAAGCUUGCCGAACGUGCACAAGAAAAUUUGAAAAAAGCAGAAGAGCGGAAAAAGCAACAAUUAUUAGAAAGACAAAGAGAAUUAAAGGGACAUAAAGUAUCAGAAUGGUCUAAAUUUUCAAACAUAGAAGCUGAACUUAAAAAUAUUGAAGCUAAUCUUGCACAAGAAUUUGGUGAACAGUUGUCUUCUGACUCAGAUACAGAUGAUGAAAAUAAAAUAGAUGAUAAUUCCCUCUACUGUGUAGCUUGCAAUAAAAUAUUUAAAACCCAUAAAGCAUUUACAAAUCAUGAAAACUCUAAAAAACAUAAAGAUAAUAUUGCUGUAAUGAAAGCAUCCAUGAUAAAAGAAGACAAAGAAUUUGAAAAUUCUGAAGAUAGUGAUGUCAGCUCACAAUCCAGUUCAGAGAGUGAAAAGAAGUUAGCCACAGAUUCCCAAAUGCCUGACUUCUUAUUAAAUCCUGUUCAAAACAUAAACAGUACCAAAGAAAAAGUCACAGAUGAAGAAGAAUUAAUAUCAGAUGAUGAAAGCUUCGACGAAUCGCCAAUAGUAAAGGGUGUGAAAUGUUAUCCAGAAGGAACUAAGCUUGCAGUAGGACCUCAAAUGGAUGAUGCUCUGUAUGUACCACCUAAAGUAACUGAAAAUGAUGACUACAUAACUUCUGAAGAUGAACUAAUUUCUGAUCAAGAAGAUGAAGAAAUUGUACUUAAAAAACAAAAGAAAAAGAAAAAACGGAAGAAGAAUGUUCAGAAUCCAGUAGCAGAACAGACUAGUGACGAGGAUAGAAGUAUUAACGAAGAUGUAUUACUGUCAAAGAAACAACGUAAAAAGCAGCAACAAAGAAAAACAAUACUAACUAGAGUUGUAGACAAUAAUCAGCAAGCAUCUAAUGACAAAGCAGAAGAGUCUGAUGAGCAGAUAGAAAAAGAAAUAAAUGAAACAGAAUUACAUUCUGAUAACAUAGAUAUAAGUAGUGCAAUUAAUGAAAAACUUAAAAGUAAAAAAAAUAAAAAUGAAAAGAAACAAUCCAAAAUGUCAGAAAAAGAAAGUGAAACUAAAAAUAAAAAGAGAUCUCAAAUUAAUGAAGUUUCAGAUCUGGCACAUUGUUGUGUUACAUGUAAAGUUGAAUUUCCUAGUAAAAACAAAUUAUUUGAACAUUUGAAGAAAACAGGCCAUUCUGUAUAUAUACCAAAUUCAAUGAAGAGUAAAAAGAACCAAGAAAAAUUAUCCAAAAGCAAAGGAAACAAUGAUAAAAGAAGUCAUCAUUAAAUAACUUAUGUUGUACUUUUAAUAUAAUUUAUUGUAAUUGGCUCAAGAAAUGUAAAAAUAUUUAGUUAAUAAAUAUAUCUUACAAUCAAA